Molecule: messenger RNA, 195 nt
Organism: Thlaspi arvense
Lineage: Eukaryota; Viridiplantae; Streptophyta; Magnoliopsida; Brassicales; Brassicaceae
Source: the annotation of a GenBank genome assembly
AUGGUGAAGCAUUUCUUGGACUAUCUUCCGUGUUUGAAGGAGAUGGAGAUCUAUAUUGCAGAGCGACAACGGUUCCUAGCCCCUUUAGUGUCAGAACUUAACCUGGAGAUGCUGAUGCGUUACAACGAUAUAUCGGGUCGCAGUCCUAAUGUUAAAUUCAUGGUGCACGGUUCCUUGCCUUGGAAGGCACAGUGA